AUGAAAAAGCACGAGGUCGUCGUCGGCAAAAUAUGCAACCUCCCGGACAAAGACAAGAUCGAUCCCGUAUUCGCAGAGCGGUCUCACUCAAUCGAAGAUGGGUGUUUUGGUCAUCCUGUCGUGAUUCUCCAUGUCGGCGGCGGGGAAGGGGCUGGCACAGACGAGGUCAUGUUUUUGAUAAUAAGAUCAUUCAACGGCAAGGGUCUCGAUCAGCGCGUCCGAAAACCUUCCCUCCGCCGUAAAUAUCUCCCCAUCCACCCGAGUCCAGCCCACUCCGAGGCCAACAACGUCACCCUGUACCUCUCGCCCCAGAAUGCGCAGAUGCCGCGCCGCUCGUGGGUCAACGCGGCGGACCCGCAGUCGGUAGACUGGCGGAUCCUGCAGCCGUACUGGGCCAGGGGGAGACAGGUGUGCCUCACCAAAGCAUCGCGCGCGGACUUGCUGCAGUACAUGGUCGAUUGUAAUUUUGGGCCGAUUCCAUCGCCGGUGGGGACGAGGUCGACAAUUCGGAUGUCAAAGCAAGAGCUGAAGCGGGAGAGAUCGCUGACGCCGUUGUUGUCGAAGAUGGACAUGGAAAUGGAAUCGGAGUCAGCGGCGGCAUCGCUGGGCCUAUUGCUCCCUACGCCUCCUCCCUCACCAACACCGACACGGACACCGCAUCGAGGUUUACCCACAUACACCAACGUCUCCAACGUCGCCAACUCUUCGAGAGUAACACAGAACACACCUCCCCACGUCAGCCAGUCGACCCAGACGAUCAGCUAUUCGCAUACACCUCAACCUCCAUCUCCAUCUAGAUAUGUACCAUUCACUACACCCUCGCCUCUACCCACCUCUCGCACGGCUCCAUAUCCACCUCAACAGCGCCUCCAGAGCCACGUGGUAUCGUUCCAUCCCAUGCCCAUGCCAGGUGCAUACCCAGAACCAACAUCCACCGCGACUCGCACGAUUCGAGGAGAUACGCAACCCGUUCGCGCGACGAGAUACGACCAACCCUCCUACUACUACAACUACGGGACAUCGUACGACAGUGAAUCGUUACUCUCGACAACACGCAUGACGAGAGCGCCAACGACGUCGCGUGCACGAUCCCGGCAGUCACUCGGUGACAACCCACGCGCUUUCAUCUGCUGGUUCUUCUUUCUCCUACUCUUGGUGGCCACCGGUAUGUGCUGGUACUGGUCCUGGUCCUGGUACUGGUAG
This is a messenger RNA of Fonsecaea pedrosoi CBS 271.37, 1203 nucleotides long. RefSeq lists its product as uncharacterized. The record is from RefSeq and is a predicted model, not a curated record. The transcript is spliced from 2 exons. Bases 1 to 1203 code for a protein of 400 amino acids. NCBI's taxonomy places the organism in Eukaryota, Fungi, Ascomycota, Eurotiomycetes, Chaetothyriales, Herpotrichiellaceae.